GGAUUUCCGCCCACGAGUCCGAGGAGGGGUUUGCCCCCGCCACCAAAUGCGAAAACCGACCAACCGCUUCUCCACCUCCACACUCUCUGCGUCCUGUUUCCUGAGUUGCUCUGCGCGACAACUACGAACCAAACCAACCAAAAUCCACCAUGGCAGCCUUGUUGCCCGAGCCGUCCGACACACCCUCACUGGUGAAUUCAAACCCCCAGCUCCAAACGUACUACCACUCGUUUGAAUCCCGCAUCGGGUACCGCCUGCUUCUCGGCGGCACCCGCCAUUUCGGGUACUGGAACCGCGGCACAUACUGGCCAUUCCCACUCUCAACGUCGCUGAGGGCGAUGGAAGACAAGCUAGCUGAAGCUCUCGCCCUACCCCGCGGCGCUCACGUGCUUGACGCUGGCUGCGGAGUCGGCCACGUUGCGCUUCGCAUGGCCCAGGCCCACGGGCUCCGUAUCUCGGCCAUCGACAUUGUCGACCACCAUAUCACCAAGGCGCGCCGCAACAUUAGCCGUUCGGGCCUGCCAAACAACACCAUCGCGGUGCACAAGAUGGAUUAUCACCACCUCGAGAGCCUCGCCGACGAGUCUCUCGACGGGGCCUACACCAUGGAGACCUUUGUACACGCGACGGAUCCCGAAGCGGUCCUCGCCGGCUUCUACCGUCUCCUGCGGCCGGGCGGCCGGGUCGCGCACUUUGAAUAUGACCACGAGCUCGUUGGCGACGCGCCCGAGGACAUGGCGGCCUCGAUGCGCAAGAUCAACCAGUACGCCGCCAUGCCGACCAACCACCGCUCGCACCCGGGCGUGUUCAAGCAGAUGCUCGAGGAGGCCGGGUUCGAGGACGUCGUCGUCCGCGAUUUUUCCGAGAAUAUCAAGCCUAUGACGCGCCUCUUUUUCGUCUUGGCCAUUGUGCCCUACGUCUUUGUCCGCCUGCUCGGGCUGGAGCGGUAUUUUAUUAACACCAUCGCCGGGGUCGAGUCGUAUCGUGGCCGCGGCCGCUGGCGGUAUGUGGCCAUUACGGCGACGAAGCCAGGCGGCCCGCUCGAGCUUGCUAAGGCGCGGUGAAUUUGUGAUUGCCCAAACCAAUGCCCAAGCCAAGCGGCCUUUA
Molecule: messenger RNA, 1107 nt
Organism: Lasiosphaeria miniovina
Lineage: Eukaryota; Fungi; Ascomycota; Sordariomycetes; Sordariales; Lasiosphaeriaceae
Product: S-adenosyl-L-methionine-dependent methyltransferase
Exons: 2
Coding region: 150-1064 (304 amino acids)
Biological process (GO): ergosterol biosynthetic process
Cellular component (GO): endoplasmic reticulum
Molecular function (GO): sterol 24-C-methyltransferase activity
Source: RefSeq, a predicted model, not a curated record